Messenger RNA from Neltuma alba, 879 nucleotides. RefSeq lists its product as uncharacterized. The record is from RefSeq and is a predicted model, not a curated record. NCBI's taxonomy places the organism in Eukaryota, Viridiplantae, Streptophyta, Magnoliopsida, Fabales, Fabaceae. The transcript has a single exon. Bases 50 to 676 code for a protein of 208 amino acids.
GAAGUUGGAGAGAUUUGAAGGAGGCAACUUUUUAAGAUGGCAGAGGAAGAUGAAAUUUCUUCUCACAACUUUGAACGUGGCCUAUGUUCUCACCACUCCCAAGCCUCAAGAAAAAGAGGAUGAGACCAUUGCUGAAAUUAGAGAGAGACAGAAGUGGGAGAAUGAUGACUAUAUCUGCACUGGACAUAUCCUCAACAGCCUUUGUGACACUCUCUUUGAUAUUUAUCAAGAUACAACCUCUGCAAAUGAUCUUUGGGACAAACCUGAGGCAAGGUACAUGCAAAAAGAUGCUACAAGUAAGAAAUUUCUUGUCACUCGUUUCAAUAGUUAUAAAAUGCUUGAUGGAAAGUCUAUCAUGGAGCAAAUGCAUGAAAUUGAACAUAUUUUGAAUAAUUUCAAUCAACAUAAAAUGCAUAUGGAUGAGUCUAUUAUUGUCUCCUCAAUCAUAGACAAACUUUCUCCUUCAUGGAAAGACUUCAAAAAGAGUUUCAAACAUAAAAAGGAAGAUAUCUCUCUUGAACAAUUGGGAAAUUAUCUUCGUUUAGAAGAUGAGUAUAGAAAGCAAAACACUGAAAAGAAAGCCAAUACUCAAGAGAAGGUACAUGUGGUAGAGGAAGGACAAUCCAAUAAGACCUCAAAGAAAAGAGGGAAGGAUAAAGACAAACCCCAAGCAUAGGAUGGUCACAAGAAUAAGAAAAGGAAAGGUAAUUGCUUCUUUUGUGGAAAAGGUGGUCAUUUCAAGAAAAACUGUCGUUUUUUCAAAAAAAAGAAAGAGAAAGAGAACAAGUCAUCUACAAAAGAAGACAAUUUUGUGACAUUAAUUUUUGAAAUCCACCUAGUUGAUAAUAAUGAAUCAUGGUGGGUGGACUCUAGUGCCAC